Messenger RNA from Neurospora tetrasperma FGSC 2508, 3711 nucleotides. RefSeq lists its product as uncharacterized. The transcript is spliced from 4 exons. Lineage: Eukaryota; Fungi; Ascomycota; Sordariomycetes; Sordariales; Sordariaceae. The record is from RefSeq and is a predicted model, not a curated record. Bases 1 to 3684 code for a protein of 1227 amino acids.
AUGGUUCCCCGUGGCUUCUUUGGGGGCACACGACUUCCCCACCGCCCGGCAUCCACGGCUAGGUUCCACCAGAGAAAGAGCGUUGUGAGCCUACACUUUGCGCUCGCCGUCGCCCGCCACCCGGCUAGCUCCGCCCACCCUCGAAAAUUCAAAGAAAAAGAGCCAGCCGACACCAGACUUGGUUCCCCAAAAGACCAUCUUCCCGAUGGGCAAAUCAGACCAGAGCAUAUAGCGAUUCCGCCCACCACACACUGCGGUCCACCUUUAUGCCCUUCCCGCACCAUCUCGAGUUCCAUCUGUCUUCCUGGCCUUGGCGACCGCUCCCUCACAGCAGGCCGCCACGCCAGUCUGACGAGGGAGGCUCAGGCACGACCACGAGCUAGUCGUCCGGCGAGAGAGAGAACCCCUUCGGUCCCGACCUUGACCACGACCACCACGUCGACAUUUCCAGUCCCCGACCGGCGUAUGCCUCGCGUGUCCCAAUCCGCAAAGCGACAGCAGGGUGCGAACAACCAGCGCGACACAAGACAUGAAGGUGGCCUUGUAGGCCCGGGCAAGCGCAUUCCCAAGCAUCAAAGAAGUCACCAGCAGCUCGCCGCCCUCGAUCAACGCCCUACUGCUGCUGUCGUCGAUAAUGCUGUCCCCACCGCAACCGCCCCCCAACAAAAUAACAACAACACGACUGCUGCCAAUGCUUUCCCCGCCCAGCCCGACGACAACAAUACCACCACCAUGGCCGCCGAGUCUCUGCGCCGCGGCUCCCUGGGCGGCGCCUACUCCGAGUCAGAGUCCGCCGAGUCGCUCGCCUUUCCGCCCCUGCAGUCUUCCCACGAGGAAAACCACCGUCAGAUCAACGUGAACGAUGCCAAGAACACAAACGUUCACCGUGACCCCGGUCCCGUCGAAUAUGCCCUGACCGUACUCAAGUCCUGCCCGAUCUACGAUACCAUCGCCAUCCUCAUCAUCCUGAUGCAGUUGUCUCCAGCUUUCCUCGCCAUUGUCUACAUGCUCUUCACCCUCUUGACCUUUGUCCCUCCUGUUACCACUAGUUCCGGGCUGACCAUUGCCGACAUUUUUGAUGGGAACCAGGGCACACCCUCGCUCACGACGCUGGUCUGUAUGGACGUGGCUGUGUUGGGCAUAUGGCUGUUCCUAUGGGCUCCUAUGCAGCAGUUCAUAUUGGAUUUAGCCCAGGUUGUCAUAUCCCUUACCCUCGGAGGAGGCGGAAGCUCAAGGACUAGCACGUCAAACAGCAUCUUCCUCUGCGUCGCCAUCAUUACGGCUUCCCAAUGGACGAGACAGGCUAGGUGGAAUGGUCUCACCCAUCUGAGUACCCUCUUUGGCACGAAUCGCUUCUUUCCAACCAGUCAUGGUGAUCCUAUCGAACACACCGUACGCGCUUUCGAGAAAAAGGGUCCACAUGGCUGGGGACUGGUGCGGUACAUUCGAGAGUGGUAUUUACGCAGGGAACGACGAGAUUUGCAGUCACAGAGUCAACUGGAUCCGGAGGCGGGCAAGACGGUGUCGUUUUCAGAUAGCUGCUCCGACGCGGCGCUGAUGGCAGCCGAUAGCGACGCCCAUCUGCAAACAAGUACGGGUACUGUUUCGAACAAGAAGCGACGAAAGCAGAGCGCCCAAGUGAGGAUACGACAGCCUCUCUGGGCCGCCCUGGCUAGCACCAAAAUUGUCAUGGUGAAGGAGUAUGAGCUUUCCCAUGCGGCUUCCGAAUCAGCUGGUAGCAACGCUACGGAUAUCCACAACUUGGGGAACGCGCCGUUUAAUACACAGCCGGAACAGAUUUGGAUUUGUUACAUUGGGAGCGACGAAGUCUGCUUCAACACCAGUUACUUUCCCGACUUUCCUGAUGACGAAACCGUUGACGAGGCUGGAACCCCUGGCGUCAGCAUCGCCAAACCCUUUUAUGUCCGAGUCAACAACGCGAAAUGGCAACCGACACGCAUCAUUCCUAUUGAAGGCACCGAAGAAGACAAGCACCAAGGCACCCGCUGGACAGGCGACAUCUAUGGACUUACCCCCUUAUCCAACUAUGCAUGCGAAUUUGUCAGCACUCGAACCGACCAGGUUAUCUACAAGGCCAAUGUCAGGACCGUCCAGGCUAAGAGUAGGGAUCCCGAGGCACCCGCAAAGGCAGCACCUACUAACCAGCGCGUUGAUAACGUUCGCCACGACUCUCCGGUUACCACCCUGAGGGCUUCGAUUGCGGCUGCCGAGAUCAAGCUGGCUGACGAAAAGGCCCGACUCAAGACUGCGCGCAAGGAAAACAACCGUAGAGUGAACGCUGCCAAGAAGGAGAUUGAGAAACUCACGGCAGCUGUCCAGUCCGCGGGAGGUGAUGAUGACAAGCUCAAGCAAAAAGUGGCCCAGAACAAGAUCCAGGAGAAGCGAGCCGAGGAGGCCAUCGCGCAGCUGGAAGCCGAACUCAAGGAGCUUGAAUCCAUCCCCGAGGAACUACUUGCGGAAUAUCGCUCCAAACAGAGCACUUGGAAGUCUGAAAAGGGUCGCUAUGAGGAAGCUCGCUCUGCAUUCAAGAGCUUCAAAGCCACGCUCGAGUCCGAGGUCAAGGUCCUUAAAGAUGAGCAAACCAGCCUGCAAGCCAAGCACAAGAAGAUUGAAUCCCGCAUCAACAAGGUCAAGGAAGAGCACAAGCGCAUAACGGAUGCCAAUGCUCAGGGCCUUGGUGAAGCUGAACGCCGGCGCCAGAACCGCGCCACCCUCGAAGCAGACAUUGCCACGGCCGAGAGGCAUCUCACUGAUCGUAUCAAUUCCGUUAAAAGCAUGAACAUGGCGAAGCAGGCACAGAUCACCGACCUGAGCAACCAGAUUCACGCGUAUCUGUCUAGUGUGCAGGAGGAUAUGGCGUACAGCCAUGCGGCGGCUGUUGCUGGCGGUCAGUAUCCGCAAGCAAAUAAUGCUAGCACUGGCUGGGGAUUGCCUCCUGUUGGUCCUACCGCCGCUGCAGCAGCUGGUAAUAGCACCUUUGCCCAUUCGCCGGCUCAGACUCUGUGGCCCGCAGCCACUGCCGCGGCACCUGGUUCCUCGUCUCUAGGACCCCAGACUGGCUCAGCAGCUCUUCUUCCCCCGCCGCCGAUCGGAGGACCCUUCAGCAAUCCCCUUCAGCCGCAACAGCAUUCUCAGCAACCGGCUAUCGGCACUCCGGCUCAGCAACGCAGGGCAAGAGGCAGAUCCUCGUCGAUGCUUAGUGACAUCUCAGGAUUUACCGAGUCCACAGAUGAAGAUGAGCGUGAGAGACUCGAACGCGAAAGACUUGCACUAAGACAUGGUCAGAAUCAUCAACAUCAGCACAGCAACCCGAACACCAUCUUCGGCACCCCGGGCUCGAUGCGCGGAGCACCGCCCGGUUUUGGCUUCCCAACUCGUCAGCAGCGACUCGCCGGCAACAAUGGAACCUUUGGUCCCAUCGGCGGUGGCUCGACCUCGGGCUCCAACGGAUUCACCAGUGGUACUGCCCUGGGAUCCGGCUCUGGCUCCGGCUCGGGUUCCGGGUCUGCCGUUGUCUCUGUUGGCUCGGGAUCUGUUUCAGGUUCAGCGUUGGGUUCUGGUGUUGACUCUGGUCGUAGCAGCGUCAGGUCCGCCGGAGACAGUGCUGGUAGUGCUAGUGCUGGAGGAAGCUCCAAAGAUCCUGGUAGCCCUAGCGAUCGUUGAGCUUUCCUUCAGUCUGCUGUGCUUGGC